CCUGGAGCUCUUCGGCCGUGACUACCGUUACAGCGUGAUCCCCAACGUGCACGGCGAGAUCUGCGCUCACUACCCGCGGCACAUCGUCCUCCUGGAGCGCGACGCCGGCGCCGGCCGCGACCCAAUGGCAGCUGCAGGUAGUCUGCUCCACACUCUCACUGAUUCUGAAGCUUAGCAACUUUUAACUUCCAGCAUAAAGACUUACCGUGUUGGUAAUGUGUGAGCAUCCAGAGAUCAGCCAGUUCAUCUAGGCUCCUCUGCUGAGUUCCACUAUGGGAGAGGGCUAACUGGGAAUUCUUGCUAACCAUCUCAGGUUUGAGAGCACUGUGCAGGUUGGCAAACUGCAGGACCUUAUCAACCGAAGUAAGAUGGCGAGGUGUAGAGGACGAUUUGUUUGCCCGGUCAUCCUGUACAAGGGAAAGCAUAUUUGCAGAUCAGCAACGCUGGCCGGCUGGGGAGAGCUCUAUGGGCGCACUGGCUACAACUAUAUCUUCUCAGGAGGUUCUGAUGAUGCUUGGGCAGACGCAGAAGAUAUUUCAGAGGAAGAUUCUGCACUUAGAAAUGCAGACUCACAGCUGUUUGACAAGGUCAGAGGGCACGACAUCAAGCUGCUUCGAUACCUGUCUGUCCGAUAUAUCUGUGACCUGAUGGUGGAAAACAAGAAGGUGAAGUUUGGCUUGAAUGUGACAUCGUCUGAGAAGGUGGACAAAGCUCAACGUUAUGCUGAUUUCACGCUUCUCUCCAUCCCAUAUCCAGGCUGUGAAUUUUUUAAGGAGUACAAAGACCGGGAUUAUACAGCUGAAGGUCUCAUAUUUAACUGGAAACAGGAUUAUGUAGAUGCUCCAUUAAGUAUCCCAGUCUCUCUGACCCAAUCUCUGAAUAUUGAUUGGAGCGAGUACCAGAGCUGGGACCUUGUACAACAGACACAGAACUACCUGAAGCUGCUGAUCUCCAUCAUCAAUAGCGAUGAUGACAGCGGGCUCCUGGUGCACUGUAUAUCCGGCUGGGAUCGAACUCCUCUCUUCAUCUCCUUAUUGCGCCUCUCCUUAUGGGCUGAUGGGCUGAUCCACACGUCCCUGGAGCCCUCUGAGAUCCUCUACCUGACUGUGGCCUAUGACUGGUUUCUCUUUGGGCACAUGUUAGUCGAUCGACUCAGUAAAGGAGAAGAGAUUUUCUUUUUCUGCUUCAAUUUUCUGAAGCACAUCACCUCUGAGGAGUUCUCUGCUGUGAAGUCGCAGAGAAGGAAGAGUUUGCCACCUGGCUUCACCCUGGAAGAGAUCUGCAUGCUCAAGCAGAGAGACCGAGGCAGCACCACAAGUCUGAGCAGCGACUUCUCCCUGGGGAUGGAGAGUUCCCCUGGAGCAGCUGGGAGCUUCACGUAUGAAGCAGUGGAGCUGAUGCCGGCAGGAGCACAGGCUCAAGCAGCAUGGAGGAAGAGCUGUGCGUCGUCCCCACAAGCCGUGCUCUGGAGCAGGGCGCAGCAGUCUGAAGACAGGCUGCCUUCUGCAGGGAUAGUCGAGGUCAAGUCCUCCAGCUCCUCCUCCUCGACCCAUUCUGAUAACUUCCUGAGGAUUGGAAGCAGCCCGCUGGAAGUGCCCAGAUCCAGAUCGGCGGACCAUUCUUUGCCCGGAUCUUCCGUUUCCACAGACUUUGGCAGCUGGCAGAUGGUGACAGGGUGUGGCAGUAUUCGAGAGCAGGCAAUCCUGAGCGCAGACGCCUCUCUCCCUUGCAGCUUCCCGGAUGAGUUCCCUAGCACUUGCCUGUAAGUGUCUCAAACACAGGAUCUUUCCUUGGGUCUCUCAGCUGGCUGUGAGCGCUGAAACUUUAUCACCCUGGCACUUUCGAAGAAGCCUGGGAGCCCGUGACAAACUAUCCCAUCUUCCCCGCCUUGAUGCUUUCCAUCCACAAAUUCAGUCACUGAGCACUCUUUGCUUACGCUGAACUCGGAAAGAAACUGGCAUUUUUUCUGCCUAGUGACGGGGGGGGCUCUUUGCUUUUGGUAGGUAGAAGAGGCUUUUCUCUCUUCCCUGAAGACACUGAAUUUGGGCCUAACUGAGUGCGUUUGAGGAUGCGUGCUUGUCGGGACGGGAUUGGUAACCCAGAUUUUCUUGCUUUUGGAUCGUGCUCAUCUCCAUCUCCCUGCUGGGGUCAGAUCCUUACUGCAGUAAGAGAGGGGCUUUCUGUAACCACAGUUUUGUCUGAGCACACGCAGCAUCAUUUGCAGGUGCUGUGUCUGGCCAGUGCAGAACAGCAGAGACCCUGCGUCCUGCCCUGUCAAACGACUGGGAGGCAAAUGUUCCUCCCUAAUUAAAAAGCUACCUCUGUGAAAGCUUGAAAGACGGGAGACGGCGUUUUAAUUGCUGUUAGAAGAGAACCUUGGCUUGUGCCUUUAGGCUGCAAACUCUCAAUCAAGAAACUGAAAUGGCAGAUGAGGGGCUGCCGCUAGCUAGCUGUGUUAGAGUUGUGCUGCCAAACGUUUGUGGUCCCUUACUGAGAUCUGAGUAUGUGCUCUGGAGGCAAGAGGGUAAGCGUCGUGAAAAAUUACAUCUCCUGUGAGACAGGCUAGCUGCCCUGGCUCCCCUUCUCAUGUGGCUGCAUGCUGUGCUGCUGAGCAGAGCAGCUGCCCCCGAGUUACAGUGAAGCUACAACACCCGUGAAUUGGCAGAUCAAAAAAUCAUGAGAUGUAUUGGACGUGGCCUGUCCAGGAUUUACUCUCCUCCUUUCCUGAGGACACACUGAACUGCUCCUGCAGUUGUUUGGAGAUGGGUGAGGGAGCAGAAGGGACUGAAGAAUGGGCAUCUGAAUUAGUGACUGCUUUACUGUGCCCUGAACCUGGCUGUGCUAGGUGGCUACUGAUCUCCAGCGAGUUGUUGCUGCCCUUGGAGCUGGAUCUAACAUCAGAAUAGGGAAUUCAGUAGAGAAACACGAAUUGAAGUUGAGCUCUGAAUCUGCCUGUGCUGAGACUGCAAGCCCAUGUGGUUUGGAGUCUGGCUGCUGGGGACAGCCGGCUUCAAAGGGCGGGGAACAGUGGUGGUGCUUCCCCCUUGGUGUGCAGCAGAUGCUGCGAGUGCUCUGCCCUGUUCGGCUCUUCACUGGAGCUGUGGGCUGCUCGGGAGCUGGGGACCGCUCGACUGCGGGGGCCGGGAUCAGGCCCUGCGUGGAAGGGAUGAAGAGUUGCCAAGGGUGUUGUGUUGAGCUUAACCCAGGGCCUCCACACUCUCUCUCUGCUCUGCAUCAGCUCUGUUUGCUCAGGAGCCCAUUGUGGUUUUAUCCCAGUUUUUCGCAGCCCGGCACAGUAUGACUUUUUGGAAAAUUAAAUUUCAUUUAAGUUCCCACUUUACAUCUCAGCUGGCAGCAGCUUGAUGAAGGUACACUUUUCACAGCCUACUUCCUUGUGCUUGUGUGGGGCUUGUCAGGGCUUACUUCGAGCCUGGGCUUUGACAGCCUCCUCUCAUUCUGCACCCCAAGCUGCAGACGAGCGGGCAGGCUGUAGGAAGUGGAGCAGGGCAGAGUGCCGUGGAUUUGGCAGGGAAGCACGACCUGCCUCCUGCUUGAACUAUCCGCUCAGAGCAAAGCGGUGCAGCUGGUCUGCAGGGCUUGGGGUCGGGCAGUGGCCAACUCCUUGACCCUACACCUUGGAGCGUCUCACUCCGUGAAAGAAAUCUGAGAGCCUAAAUACAGAACUUGCCCUGUGGUGAGGUGCUUCAGCCAGAAGAUGCGGGACCUAACUGCUGCACGCCCUCGCUUACCUCUGCCUGUGACAUAAGAUCACUGUACUCGGGUGCAAGUAAGUCCUGCUUAUUUUUAAUGCUAGCAGGUUUGCGAGUUCCACGUCCUAAUUAGGCUGCCAUAAAGCAUCUUUUUAAUGUGUUUAGGUAUGUUGCCUUUUUCCUUUGCCCUCUGGCUUCUCUUUAUUAUCAGGCACUGUAAACAGCGGCCCGAUUGGCUGCCUCGGCAUCGCUUGCUGUUUAUAGGCCUCCCACCAUAUCCUCUUGCUGCUGUUUCCGGACCGAAGCUGUUGGCUGUGGGUGGUUAACACUUCCAUUCAAAUGAGCUGUGCCAAUUUAUAGCCAGCCCAGGCGCUGGAGAGAUUAAAGAGAAUUUUUUAUGGGGAAGGUUUGCGCUGUGCCCUUGGGGUGACCUUUGAGGAGUGUCUUAUUCUCUCUGGGAACCACCAGCACGUCUCAGAGGCGCUGCAGCAAGGACCGUUUGAGGCCAGAGCACUUGGAAGAACAGCCUCUGAACCCUAGGUCUUGCUUUCCCCUGCUCCCUCGCCUGAAAUACCGCCUUCCCUCUGCUCUUUUCCCUCCGCCCCUAACCAGCUGCGUGGAUCAGCUGGAGAGGAGAGCGAGUCCAGGGGGAAGCUGUGCCCUACUCUGCAGGCAGCCCUCCUGCUUGCACAGAGCAGCUGUGCUGGGGAGCAGAAGUAAAAUGCCGCUUGUCUCUCCUCUUUUCACAGCCAGAGUGCUCCUUGGGGCUUUUGUCACCUUGUCUGCCCCUUCUUAUUCCCCACAGAGGCUGGUGGAAGCGAGGGCCAGUCGCAGAUUAGGAUGGAAGCGACUGGCCAGGCUCUGUCUGGGAAGGCUGUGCCAGGAGGGGAGGGAGCUGGCGUGGGGGCUCACGUCAGCCAGCACCCCCUUGGCCAAA
Messenger RNA from Athene cunicularia (burrowing owl), 4647 nucleotides. It is a transcript of the gene MTMR14, whose product is annotated as myotubularin related protein 14. The record is from RefSeq and is a predicted model, not a curated record. The transcript is spliced from 19 exons. Gene Ontology annotation, biological process: dephosphorylation. Gene Ontology annotation, molecular function: phosphatidylinositol-3-phosphate phosphatase activity. The coding region runs from base 369 to 1766 and encodes 465 amino acids. Lineage: Eukaryota; Metazoa; Chordata; Aves; Strigiformes; Strigidae.